AUGGCUAUCUUAAGUAGAAGUGCCGGUAGCUACGGCUGUCCUAUACCAGACCAUCUUGAACAACUCGAGGUUGGUCCCUUCGUGGGAAAGCUCACCUUCUAUCAAAUCAACAUGAUUGUGUCCGGAGUGUGCACUGCAAUCGUGUUAUUUCUCAUCUUGGGCCUGAUGGGUCGACAUGCGAUGCAUAUGAGCAAUCCUAACGAGCAACUUAAAAUAAUGCGAAUCUGCAACCUCAUCCCGUCGUACCAAGUCCUAUCUUACAUCUCAAUCUGCUUCCCGAACUCCUACAUCUACCUACAAGGAUUCACUGAGGUUCUACAGGGCGUUGCGUUAUACGCCUUUCUAAUGCUACUCUGCGAUUAUAUGGCUCCUGAUGAGAAGAGCAAAGUGAAGUUUUUCUCCUCGCUUGAGACAAAGAGACAGUGGCAGCCAAAGAAAAAGAGGAAUGGUCUUGCCUUUUUGAGUUUGACUUGGUACUCAGUCCUCCAAUACCCUGUCAUCACUUGGAUUACCGCUAUUGUCCAAGUAGUGACACAGUCAAUGCAUGUCUACUGCCUUGAAAGCAACGCUCCUCAUUUCGCUCACAUUUGGCUCGAAGUGGUCACAUCAGUGUCAACAUCCAUAGCCCUCAAUGCUAUAAUCCAAUUCUAUGUGAACAUGAAGGGAUACAUGACAGAGCACAAGCCACUGCUGAAGCUAAUGGCAUUCAAACUGAUCGUUGGUUUAAUCUUGCUCGAGAAGAUUAUGUUCCUCAUCCUCACUAGCACAAAAGUCCUCACUUACCCCCCCUCAAUGACCUACAUCGACACACUGAUGGGGCUUCCAACAAUGCUCAUUUGUGUCCAGAUGGUGCCGCUCUCCUUCCUGGUCCUUUAUGCUUACCGCACAAAGCCUUACGAGAUCUCAACCUCAGUGAGCAGUCCGCGACCCCAGGCAUACCAGGCUCUUGAGUCAGACCAGGACGAGGAGGUCUUACUCAACGACCCGCCCAAACGCUAUCAAGGUGGAGCUUGGGGAUUCCGUGCCUGGGCUAUCUACCUAAACCCACUUGUGCUGUUCAAGGAUGUCCAUUCGGCUUAUCUCAUGAUACACAAAGCGCGGUAUCUGCAGAAGGUUCAAUGGAGGAAGCAACCAGAGCAGGAGGAGAUGGCUAGGUUUGCGACGAGAAAUGAUCCUGGUGAGGGGAGAUGA
Messenger RNA from Aspergillus eucalypticola CBS 122712, 1191 nucleotides. Its product is annotated as OSTA/TMEM184 family protein. Gene Ontology annotation, molecular function: transporter activity. The coding region runs from base 1 to 1191 and encodes 396 amino acids. The transcript is spliced from 6 exons. The record is from RefSeq and is a predicted model, not a curated record. NCBI's taxonomy places the organism in Eukaryota, Fungi, Ascomycota, Eurotiomycetes, Eurotiales, Aspergillaceae. Gene Ontology annotation, biological process: transport.